Messenger RNA from Esox lucius (northern pike), 1453 nucleotides. RefSeq names its product serpin family B member 1 (gene serpinb1). Gene Ontology annotation, molecular function: serine-type endopeptidase inhibitor activity. The record is from RefSeq and is marked provisional. Gene Ontology annotation, biological process: negative regulation of endopeptidase activity. Lineage: Eukaryota; Metazoa; Chordata; Actinopteri; Esociformes; Esocidae.
CUAGUUUUUGGGUGCGGUAGAACAGUCUCCUAUAUUAUAGACGACCUAAAUUAUUAGUGAUAUACUAAUUUCUCCAACACUUUUUAGGGGUUUUGGUGCUGAAGGUGUUACGUCGUUCCUGCAUUAACUUCUGCGAUCCUCUUUCACUGGAAGAUCGCGUCUCACAUUUUAACAGAGACACUCCAGUCACCAGUCAUGGCUUCUGUCAGUAGCUGUAACACAGCAUUUUCCUUGGAGCUGUAUCGAGUUCUGCGUCAGAACAACACAGGGAACAUUUUCAUCUCCCCCUUCAGUAUCAGCUCUGCUCUGGCCAUGGUCUAUCUGGGAGCUAGGGGAGACACAGCCACUCAGAUGGCAAAGGCCCUGUCUUUCAACUUGACUAAAGACGUUCACACCGAUUUCCAGACACUCAAUGCAGUUAUCAACUCACCCGCUGCGUCUUAUAUCCUCAAACUGGCUAACCGUCUGUAUGGAGAAGAGACCUUCGGUUUCCUUACUGAUUACUUGGAAUCAACUCACAAGUUCUAUCACGCAGACAUGAAGGCAGUGAACUUCCUUGGAGCUGCAGAGGAGUCCAGGGCCCAGAUCAACAGCUGGGUGGAGCUGCAGACAGAGAAUAAAAUCAAGGAUCUUCUCAAGCCUGGGACAGUCAGUAGCAUGACAACACUGGCCCUAGUCAAUGCCAUCUACUUCAAGGGAAACUGGCUGAACAGAUUUGACCAGAAAGAGACCCAAGAGAUGCCUUUCAAACUAAACCAGAAUGAGAGCAAGCCGGUUCAGAUGAUGCACCAAAUGAAGAAGUUCCCCUUCAACUAUGUUCCAGACUACAACCUGCAGAUCGUUGAGCUUCCAUAUGUAGACGAGGAGCUGAGUAUGUUUGUCCUGUUGCCAGAGGAGGCCACUGACGGAGCCGAUCCCCUAGUGAAGCUGGAGAGAGAGCUGACUGUGGAUAAACUGGAUGAGUGGACCAGAAGGGAAAACAUGGACACGGGCACUGACAUCAUAGUUCAUCUGCCUAAGUUCAAACUGGAAGAGGAGUACAAGCUGAUUGAGCCCCUGGUCGCGCUGGGCAUGAAGGUUGUGUUCACAGGUGGGCUGGCUGACCUUUCUGGGAUGAAUGGGAAGGGAGGGCUCUUCCUGUCUACUGUGGUACAUAAGGCCUUUGUGGAGGUGAAUGAGGAGGGGACAGAGGCUGCGGCUGCCACUGCUGGGAUGGUAUCGUUCUGUAUGCUCCGAGAGGAACACUUCACCGCAGACCACCCCUUCCUCUUCUUUAUCAGGCACAACAAAACCAAAAGCAUCCUCUUCCUUGGCAGAUUCUCCUCUCCUCAGUAGAGGAGUAUAGUAAAUGUAGACAGGAGAGAUAAUAAAUAAUAACAUAUCUGUAUAUGUGCUGGAUCUAGACAAUAUUGUCAAUGACAUUGGUUAUUCCAAUGUAAAAAAUAAAAUAAGG